GGCCCUGCGUCGACGCCAGCGCAGGGCCAGUCCAAACCCCAGCUGCAAGUUGCUUGCAACCGAAGCGCAAACAUGCAUAUGUGCCGUUAUAAAAAUUUGUCGACAAUGUUCUCACAACAAGAGUCGGCUCGCCACGGGCUCAGCCAACAUCGGCCUCCCGGGCGCCCGACACCCCCCCGUUCUUGCAGACAGCAAUUGCAUGAUACAAAUAUUCGGGCAGCCAGAUAUAGCCCUGUAGAUGGCUUUGUGAGGGGUUUGACGUUGACCGUGCAGCGCGCUCGCGGUGGCACCAUCCCGCGGGCAAGCAGUGAUGUUGCUUCGGUGGGGCUGUUUGGCGGAGAAGACUUCUACACCAUUCUCGGCGUGACGCCCUCCGCCGAGCCGCGCGACAUCAAGCGCGCCUACCACUCGCUGAUGCGCGAGUUCCACCCUGACCGCGCCCCAGAGGGCCUGCGCGACGGCAUGGCCGACCUGUGCGUGCUGCUGAAUGAGAUCUAUGCGACGCUGAGUGACGAGGAGAAGCGGUGUGUGUAUGACUCCAUUGCGGGCUUCUCAAGCUCUGCCAUCAACCCCUUCCUUGAUGGCAGCUUUGCCCGGGACCAGGUGUUUGUGGAUGAGAUCUCCUGCAUCGGGUGCGGCAAGUGUGUGCGGGCCUGCCCCAUGACGUUUGAGAUCGAGGACUCCAAGUAUGGCCGCGCGCGGGUCAUCUCACAGACCUCCGACUCCGUGGAGGACGUGCAGAUUGCCAUCGAGUGCUGCCCGGUGGACUGCAUACACUACGUGACGCUGCCGCAGCUGUCACUGCUGGAGGCCGCCCUGGGCACCAUGAGCCGCAUUGAGGUGUCCACCAUGCAGCGAUUCGGCCGCUCGGGUGGGAACGUGUUCGAGGUGGCCUACAAGGCUUGGGAGCGGCGCAUGGCGGCCAUUGAGCAGCGGGCGGCGGCGGCCGCUGCGGCUGCAGGUGGCGGGAAAGCACGUGUGGACUGGUCCUUCUGGACGAAUGGCGCCAGCCUACAGUAUGACGAGCAGGCGGAGGAGCGCGCGGCGGUCAUGGAUCCCGAGCAGCGGCGAAUCGCCAACCUGGCCGCUUCCGCGGCCCGCGCCGCGCGCAUGUGGCGCCUGUACAGCCGGAGCACCGGCGGCCGGUCGCUGCUGUCGGAGAGCAGCAGCGGCAGCAGUAUGGGCAGCGGCAGUAGCAUGGCGUCCAUGAGUGAGCUGUAGCGGCUGUGGCAACGCUGGCGGGGUGUGCGCACCCAUCCGCAGUGGCUCCGCCGCUCUCGAUUGGUACGCGGGGGAAGUAACAAGGACUACUAUUGUUCAAGGUGUUGCUGCUCGUACGUGUUGGAGCUUUGCCAACAUCACAUAACAGGCAUGUUGGUAAAGCUGAUGUGAGGAGCUAGAUAAGUUGAUCCUCUAGCCCUCUUGCACCGUCCUGAGUGGUCGUCUGUCCUAGGCGCAAGCUCAACACAUUGUUUGCGUGUGGGGACGCUGCGUUGGCGACAGCCACGGAUGGCCCUAAUACACCACGAGGGCAUGUCGCACCUGUGGAGGCACUGUGAACGUGGGACCUCCAGAUUACAAGUUAACGCUGUGGGCGGUGCAGCACGAUGUCGUAUCCGCAUGCUGAGGUAUGCACUCACGGUGGGGUGCAUACUGUCAUGGUCGCGACUCGUGUUAUCUCAUUCUGUCAUCAUAGCGAAAUCGCAUUUUGCUCGACGCAUUUCGCAUGCAUGUAACUGGGGAGCGUU
Chlamydomonas reinhardtii is the source of this 1748-nucleotide messenger RNA. RefSeq lists its product as uncharacterized. The transcript is spliced from 9 exons. Bases 106 to 1221 code for a protein of 371 amino acids. The record is from RefSeq and is a predicted model, not a curated record. Gene Ontology annotation, molecular function: iron ion binding; electron transfer activity. Lineage: Eukaryota; Viridiplantae; Chlorophyta; Chlorophyceae; Chlamydomonadales; Chlamydomonadaceae.